UUUUUAUCAAACCUGUUGAAAUUCGGUGACGAGGUAAACAUCACCCGCAGCAAGAAAGUGCUUCAUGACAUGACAUGGCUUGAUUAUGAUGUCAAAAACUGCCUCUUAUCAAGACAAAGAAUAUGAUAAUACAAAAUGGAUGUAAAGCUUUCUAGAAUUACCAGUACUUCCACUUUAUUUGGGAGUGAAGUCAAGGAAGACAUACUGCAUGUUGCAGAUUUAACUGAAAAAAUAUUAAAGUGUCUAACAUUUAAAAUACUAGAUAAAAUUAUAGAUGAAGAAGCACAACAUGGACAGUUUGACAUAUCUUUAAUUCCUGGUAAUAUUUUAAAUGAACUUCAUGCUGCUAAAUGUCAGCAUGCAAAAGACUGUGAAAUUGGAAAGGGUAAUGAUUUAGAUCAGUGGUUUAUGAUUAAAAUGGAAAAAUUAAUAAAUGUACAAGCUGAUUAUGCAGUGCGUAACCACCAUCAGCGUUUUCACCGGAUAACUGCACAGCUUAAAUUAGAUAACGAAAUUCCAUUUGCUUAUAACACAUUCGUUAAAAUUUGUAAAAAGUUAUUUGAUGAAGAAAUUUCUUGGCACAGAAUUUUAGCUUUAAUUUGUUUUGGAGCAGAAAUUGGUGUAUCAAUAAUAAAGCAUGGCAGACCAGGAGUUGAGAAAUUUCUAAACAAAGUUGUGCAUUAUGUUGUUGAAUUUACCGUUAAGGAAGAAAUAGCUCAUUGGAUAUCGCAACACGGAGGAUGGAUGGCAAUUGUUGACUUGUUUGAUUCAGAAAAUUGUCCAGAACGAGCAAAUCACAUUUUAACAGUGAUGGCGUUUUCUGAAGUUACAAAUUUAGAAGUUUGGAUGAAAAGAAUAGUUGCAGUGGCUGCCAUCACAGGAAUUCUUUUUACUGUACAAAAAAUUGUGUUUUACCGCUAAAUAUGAUAUUUUAUACUUUAAAAUGCAUUUCCUGUUUUGUUUAUAUUACAAUGCAUUUUAUCAUUUAUGAUGUAUUUUAAAAUUGUAAUGCAUAUUUAUAUAUCAUUAAAUCUUUAAAUGAUUUCACUGCAAGGAUUCAAGAUUGUAAGUUUAGUUAGAUUUGACUUUAUUGCUGCAAAAACAUGGAAAAUACUAGAUCAUGUUAUUAUGGUAUUUUAUACAAUUUUUAUCUUGUCUGAAAUUUAUUCCAGACUUGGCCAGUAUACCUAAAACGCACCCUGUAAUUUUUAAACCAGUCUUGGUAAUUUCGUAGAAAGCCCUGCGGUCUUAAAAUGAUCUGAAUUACCUGUGCACUUUUUUAAAUAUGCAGUAUUUCACAGCUACUUAUAUUCACUUUUAUGAAAGUAUACAUACACAGUGAUAUUUCCAAAUAAAUUACAUACAUUAGAUUCUUUAUGUGUUACCCGGCAAAACUUUAUCAUGGUGAAAAAUUCCUUGGUUUCUUUGGAAUGUCUGUGGUUUUGACAAGUGUAACCCCAGACUUUUAUUUGUAUUUUUAUCUUACAUAUUUUUAAUAUGGUUCUGUAUUUAGUUAGCUAUACCAUAUUGGUAAAAAACUGAUAUUUUUUUAAAAAAUUUUGGUGACUUUAUAUGGUCGAUGGUUGAUUGAUGGAUUUAGCUCCCUCUCCAUGCCUUUGUUUUUUAAUAACACUAUCUUGCUAUGUUAAAACGUUAAACGAAAUGUUAAACAAAAAAUUUGUUCUAGAACUAAAGAAAAUAAAUUUUAGGCACACAUGGCAUUUUGGACAAAUCUGAUGAUGUCACAGAAAAUAUGCUGGCAUUAACAAGAAUUGUUUUAUUGCUUUUUUGAGAUAUUACAACUGUUCCAUGUCUGAUUUUAUUUCGGAAAGCCUGUCAAAAGUUAUGAAGGAGGGGGUGGGGUAGAAUCAUUCCUCUCUUACCUGUCAUAAUAUGUUUAAAAGACUCCAAAAUAAAUCCAAAAUUGGAUUCCACAUACUAUGUUGCUUUAAGUAAACACUAAGAUGCUAUUUUUAUUACAGAUGUUGAGCAGGAUUAAGAUCAUUACACCUCAACUGCAAUUUCUUUUACACUUCUUAAAAAUAUUACAAGCAGCAUAUGCUUAGGAUUAUUAUAUGCACAUAGAUGUAUAUAUAUAUAUACACUCUUUUUUAUAAGUAUGAUGCUUAUACAAGCAUACUUCA
This is a messenger RNA of Hydractinia symbiolongicarpus, 2144 nucleotides long. RefSeq names its product apoptosis regulator R11-like. The record is from RefSeq and is a predicted model, not a curated record. NCBI's taxonomy places the organism in Eukaryota, Metazoa, Cnidaria, Hydrozoa, Anthoathecata, Hydractiniidae. Gene Ontology annotation, molecular function: protein heterodimerization activity; protein homodimerization activity. The coding region runs from base 136 to 921 and encodes 261 amino acids. Gene Ontology annotation, biological process: regulation of apoptotic process; extrinsic apoptotic signaling pathway in absence of ligand; intrinsic apoptotic signaling pathway in response to DNA damage. Gene Ontology annotation, cellular component: mitochondrial outer membrane. The transcript has 3 exons.